ACCACGCUCGAAAUGAGAAAGCCCAAUGACGCAGAAUGGACGGCUAAGAAAACAUCGCUGCAUUAGCUGCUCGCAAUAGUGCUACUAAAUGCGAAAUAAAAAAUUGUUUGGUGUGAAAUGUUUCGAAAUACUUUUUUAUUUGUGAAUCAUAAUUGUUAAAUUAUUAUUAAUAAUUUCAAAAAAUUAUAAAUUAAAAUAAUAAAUUAUUUAAAAAGUUAUAAGAACGUAAAAAUUAAAAAUAUUAAAUAUUAAAAUUAAAAAUUAAAACUCGUUAAAUUGUUUUGAAAUUGUGUAUCCCUUCGUAAUUGAUACCAUUUAAAACGUUUUUCAUUCGUUCAGACAUUUUUUAAAAUCUGUUUUGCUCAUUUUGUGCAAAGUUGUAAUCCGUAUUUGGAUUUUUGGAUACUGGUCUUAAUUGAUUUUCUCUGGUUCUUAAAAUUUGGAUCUAAUUUAGCUCUGUGGAUUAUUAACUGGUUAUGGGCAGGCAGCAGUGUCAGACGCAUACGAACUUCCUACUGCAAAUAU
Molecule: messenger RNA, 525 nt
Organism: Dracunculus medinensis (Guinea worm)
Lineage: Eukaryota; Metazoa; Nematoda; Chromadorea; Rhabditida; Dracunculidae
Source: the annotation of a GenBank genome assembly